AUGAGUUCCGACGACGUCGCCAUCAAUGGAUGGACUGCUGUCCCAGUUGACGAGGGGAAAAUCUUCGAAAAAGGGCCCUACAUCAAUGAGCCUGAUUACAUUGAUGUUAAAAGCAUUCAGUUCCCGACCGAUGAUCCGAUUGUCAAGGAAACUCAACAACAUGCCAAAGAUAAACUGUUGAAGCAGACUUACAACCACUCCAUGAGAGUCUACUACUGGUCGACCGUCAUUCUCCGACAGCAAUUCCCUGAGCAGGCUGAUACCCUCUCCCCUUCAACCCUCGCCCUAGCAUGUCUUCUUCACGACAUCGGCACCACCGAUGAGAACAUGUCCUCAACCCGUCUCUCAUUCGAGUUCCAAGGUGGCUUCCAAGCUCUCAACCUCCUCCAAGACAUCGGCUCUUCAAAAGACCAAGCCGAAGCUGUCUGUGAAACCAUCAUCCGUCAUCAAGACCUCGGAACUCAAGGAAACAUCACUUUUCUUGGACAGCUCAUUCAAUUAGCUACUAUCUACGAUAAUGUUGGUGAGCAUCCGAAUGUCAAGGACUUUGGAAAGAUUAUCCACGAUAAAACGCGUGAAGAAGUCAACAAGGCUUUUCCUCGUGAGGGAUGGUUGGGAUGUUUUGCGGCUACGAUUAGGAAGGAAGAGGGAUUGAAGCCAUGGUGCCAUACUACUCACAUUCCCAAGUUUGCGGAGCAAGUUGAGGGGAAUCAGCUGCAGAAGCCAUACGAGUGA
Fusarium redolens is the source of this 735-nucleotide messenger RNA. RefSeq lists its product as uncharacterized. The transcript has 2 exons. NCBI's taxonomy places the organism in Eukaryota, Fungi, Ascomycota, Sordariomycetes, Hypocreales, Nectriaceae. Bases 1 to 735 code for a protein of 244 amino acids. The record is from RefSeq and is a predicted model, not a curated record.